UUGUGAUAGUGACACGAGCACUUCCCGUGUCUGCAAAAAUAAAACGAAGCGAAAUAAGCAAAUAAAAAAUCCCAAAAGUGACACGUUACAAAAUAUUCGUAGGAAAAGUCUCUCGUUGUUAGCUUUUACACUAAUACUGGUGCAGAUGAUGUAUAAUACACCUGCUAUGCAUUCUGUGAUCCAAAUGAGCUUAUAGGGUACUUAUUUUCAUGGAUUUUCUGAAAUACUGCCCCGCUUAUCGCGUGUGGAGCAUGCCACAUACAUUUCAGCAGCAGAUCCAAUCCUCAACGCAACUACAACAUCGGUCAUUGCAGCAAUGAAGCUGAGAAUGGGCGGUAAAGGUGAAGCAGAGUUGCAUGAGAGAUAAGGGGAUGGCAGAUUUGGCGAGGAACGGACCUCUCGAACGUGAUAUCGAGCAGGCCAUAACCGCACUGAAAAAGGGAGCAUAUUUGCUGAAGUACGGGCGGAGAGGGAAGCCUAAAUUCUGCCCUUUCAGGCUUUCCAACGAUGAAUCUGUCUUGUUAUGGUACUCCGGCAAAGCAGAAAAACAUGUCAAACUGAUCCAUGUAACCCGGAUUGUUCCCGGCCAGCGCACUGCUAUUUUUCAGAGGCAUCCCCGGCCAGAAAAAGAGUACCAGUCUUUUUCAUUAAUUUACAACGAUAGAUCACUGGAUUUGAUAUGUAAGGAUAAAGAUGAAGCUGAAGUUUGGUUUGUUGGUCUUAAAGCACUGAUUUCACGUGGACAGUAUCGUAGACGAAAGUCAGACUCAAAAAGUGACGGUGUAGUAUCAUCUGAGAUAAACAGCCCCAGCACUUACACUCGAAUAAAUUCUCCAAUGCAUUCUGCAUUUAGUAGUAUGGACAGUUUACAGAAGACUGUGGCAGAUGUGCAUCGAAGCCAGACUCCAUAUGGAAGCCCUCCUCGACAUGGUUUAGAAAAGGCUCUCUCUGAAGGUCUUCUCUAUGCAGCACCAUCAAAAGCCUUUUUCCAGUCUGCAUAUGUAGGAAACUAUAUAAAUUCAGGAGCAUCAGAAGGGCGACCAGGCAGCAUAAAUGGACAUUCUAGGGUUGCAACAGUGGAUACCUUUAGAAUAAGUCUUUCAAGUGCUGUAAGUUCAUCUAGCCAAGGUUCAGGCCAAGAUGAUGCUGAUGCAAUGGGGGAUGUCUUCUUAUGGGGUGAAGGUACAGGUGAUGGUGUGUUGGGAGGUGGACUUUAUAGGGUUGGAAAUGAAGGUAGCUCCAAAAUGGAUUCACUUUUACCAAAAGCACUUGAGUCAGCUGUAGUGCUUGAUGUACAGAACAUUGCUUGUGGAGGUAGACAUGCUUCUUUGGUCACAAAGCAGGGAGAGGUAUUCUCAUGGGGAGAAGAAUCAGGAGGUAGACUUGGCCAUGGUGUAGAUGUAGAUGUUCCACAUCCAAAACUUGUUGAGGCUCUUGCAAAUACAAAUGUUGAGCUUGUAGCAUGUGGGGAGUAUCACAGUUGUGCUGUAACACUUUCAGGUGAUUUAUACACAUGGGGAAAUGGUAGUCAUAAUUAUGGGAUUCUUGGACAUGGAAAUCAAGUUAGUCACUGGGUUCCAAAAAAGGUAAAUGGACCUUUGGAAGGAAUACCUGUAUCUUCAAUUUCUUGUGGGCCAUGGCACACUGCUGUAGUAACUUCUGCAGGUCAGUUGUUUACAUUUGGUGAUGGAACAUUUGGUGUUUUGGGUCAUGGAGACAAUAAAAGUGCAGGUUCACCUCGAGAGGUGUUGUCACUAAAAGGGUUACGAACUGUAAGAGCAGCUUGUGGGGCAUGGCACACUGCUGCAGUAGUGGAAGUUAUGGUGGGAUCUUCUAACUCCAGUAACUGCUCAUCUGGGAAGCUCUUUACAUGGGGUGAUGGUGACAAAUAUCGGCUUGGCCACGGGGACAAGGAACCCAGACUUGCUCCAACACUGGUAGCAGCACUUGUUGACCAUAACUUCUGUCAGGUAGCUGCCGGACACAGUCUUACAGUUGCUUUGACAACUUCAGGACAUGUCUUUACAAUGGGCAGCUCUGUUUAUGGUCAAUUGGGAAGCCCUCAAGCUGAUGGCAAGCUCCCCAUUCGUGUGGAGGGGAAAAUCCGCAAUGCCUUUGUUGAGGAUAUAGCUUGUGGUGCAUAUCAUGUAGCUGUUUUGACCUCCAAAACAGAAGUCUACACUUGGGGAAAAGGAACAAAUGGGCAGCUAGGUCAUGGAAAUAUUGAAGAUGUGAAUACUCCAACAUUAGUAGAAGCAUUAAGAGACAAACAAGUUAAAAGUGUGGUGUGUGGUUCCAGUUAUACAGCAGCUAUCUGUCUUCAUAAGUGGGUUUCUGGUGCAGACCAUUCCAUGUGUUCAGGCUGCAGGCUUCCAUUUGGUUUCACUAGGAAGCGCCACAACUGCUAUAACUGUGGGCUUGUUUUCUGUCAUGCAUGCAGUUCGAAAAAGUCGCUGAAGGCAUCUUUGGCACCAAACCCAAAUAGGCCCUACCGUGUCUGUGAUAGUUGUCUCACCAAGUUGAAAAAGGCUGCAGAGGGGGGAUCUAACUCUCAUUCACUGGAUGUGAGAAGAGGAACUGCACAUCGGCAGUCUUCUGAUGUCAGUGAGAAACAAGAUAAAUGGGAGGCUAAGACACAGUUAUCACUUUCAAGAUCUUCUACUACAGAACAUCUUAAACCAUCUGGAACUAAAUCUUCUUCCUCAAAACGAAAUAGGAAACCAGAAUUUCAUAGCAGUCGUGUAUCACCAGUUUCAAAUGGUACUUCUCAGAGGGGAAGCAUAAACCUUGCAACAUCACUUCAUCCUGUUUUGAGCUAUUCAAAGAAAUUUUUCUCUGCUUCAGUUCCAGGGUCAAGAAUUAUGUCACGAGCAACAUCCCCAGUUUCACGACGGUCCAGCCCACCGCGUUCGACAACACCAACUCCAACAUUAUCUGGCCUUAAAUCCGCAAACAUUGUCCUUGAAGAUGCUAACAAGAAAAAUGACACCUUAAGCCAUGAAGUUGUUAAAUUGAGAGUACAGGUUGAUAACCUCACCCGCCGUUGCCAACUUCAAGAAGUUGAACUGGAACGCACUCGAAAACAAUUGAAAGAGGCUAUUGCAAUAGCGGGAGAAGAAACUGACAAAUGCAAGGCUGCAAAAGAGGUUAUUAAGUCUCUUACUGCACAGCUGAAGGAUAUGGCUGAAAGAUUACCUGGAGGAGCUUACGUUAAUAAUAGACCUAAUUCCCUGCCUACAUUCACUCCUAAUGGUGUAAAUAUAUCCUCUGUCAAUGAUGCUGCAGUUUCAGCUGAAAAAGUUAUAGAAUCUCAUGGUUUUCAGGUUGCUCGUAAAUAUAAUUUUUCAGAGGCAGACUCCAAUGGUACUGUUAGCCCUUCAGUGGUAGAUGGACCUGUUAUUACAAGCAAGAUUUCUUUUCAGCCAGUUCAAGAUAGAUCAACGGAAUUAAACUUGUUAUAUCAAACCCACAGUAUUGAUGAAGCACUAAGAAGUGGGGUUAGAGGUUCAGCAGAAAGUAAGCAUGACCGCGACCAUGAAACUGAGUGGGUUGAACAAGAUGAACCAGGUGUCUAUAUAACACUUGCUCAAUUGCCUGGAGGGGAAAAAGAUCUCAAGCGUGUGAGAUUCAGUCGGAAAAAAUUUAGUGAGAGGGAAGCUGAACAUUGGUGGGCAGAAAAUCGUGCUCGGGUAUAUGAGAAUUACAAUGUUAGGAUAGUUCAAAGGACAACCAUUGUUCCAUCAUCAAUGUCAGGAAGGCUAGAGAAUAUUGGCAAAGCUUAGUCUUUGUGCAUGGAUGAAUUUUAUUACUAUGCUGAUGGGCUUUCCUCAGCAACCUUAUGUUACUAGUAUAAGGUGAUAUUGGUGGGCUUGUCUCAGCAUCCUUAUGUUAAUUGUAUGAGGUUGAUUUUGGUGACACAUCAUGAUUUGCCCAAUAUCGUGUGUGCAAGAAAUCUACUGAAUUUUAGUGGCCAGAGUAUUUUACUGGAAGAUUAAUUUGAUAAUGGGAUUAGAAGCUUGGGUGCAAUAUCUUUUGACUUCUCAGAGGAAAGGUACAUUUGGAUCUGGCAUGCAAUUUUGUUUUGUCCUUGAUGUGGUGUCACUGGCAGAUCCAACAUUUUGUGAAGUAAGAAAUGGAUGCCAUUGAUGUUGAUAGAGAAGCAUGGUGGAACUUAGUUAUGAGUUGUGUACCUCAGCAGUUUUGGUGGGAGUCAAGUAGACAGGAGUCUACCAGGGAUGGUCCAUGGAAAUGUUGUGUAUAAUACUGCAAUGUUGUGCAUAAUCUAGCAAGUGUGGAUGUGACUAUCUAGAUGUGGAGUGCCAGGCAGUGAGGGGAAUUUUGCAUUUUCUCGUACAUUAUACUCAGGCAAUUAUCAAUUGCCUCUCCAAGUCUUCGGUUGUGGCUUACUCAUCUGCCUGUCAGCCUUUUUUGGAACCAAAGCAUCUAUUUAUAAUAUGAAGGUGCUCGUUCAGCUAUAGAAAGUGGUGCAAGCCACAAACCAUUUUUGUUUAGACCUUUGUAAUAAAGAUUGUAGAUCAGCACGUCCCUUUUUUAAUCCAGUUGUUCUCAUCUCCAUUCAUGUAUGGGUUCACCCUGCUAAUGCACUUACAUACGUAAUGUAUUCUUGUCGUCUUCAUAUUCUUGGUGCUAAUAUUUACCCAUGCCCUUUCAAUUUACAACCAUCUUAACUGGAGGAUUGAGAGAAAUAGUGACCCCUUGCAAGAAGGAAUCUUCAUUCGCAUUCUUUUAAUGGUCAUCCUUCAAUAUUUUAUUAAUUUAUGAGCAUUCUAGAUGUUCUUAGAGAUAUAGUGUUGCUUCAUGCCAAUAAAGUAGUAUUUCUUUGCAGACUGA
Molecule: messenger RNA, 4851 nt
Organism: Cryptomeria japonica (Japanese cedar)
Lineage: Eukaryota; Viridiplantae; Streptophyta; Pinopsida; Cupressales; Cupressaceae
Product: PH, RCC1 and FYVE domains-containing protein 1
Exons: 10
Coding region: 357-3782 (1141 amino acids)
Molecular function (GO): metal ion binding
Source: RefSeq, a predicted model, not a curated record